AUGGAAGGUCUUAUGGACCGCCUUAAUUGUCGUACUUGUGAUCGAAUCUCUUACUUUAACCGGAAGUGCUCCGUAGACGCACUUACAGGUCUUGUCCUUCUGAUUGAAUCACUCCCAAAUGCUCCGGUUCUUGCUAAUUCUGUUGUGGAAAGUCCGACGGCACCUUACACUGCUUCAAUGCGAAAAUUCGACUGUAUUACCUGCCGUGUUUCGUGCAUUGAUGCUGCAGAAAUGAAAGCGCAUUUCAAAUCAAAGCUUCAUAUCGCUACUAUUAGUAAGGGAAUACCCCGAUGCACCGCAAAUGAGAAUUGGCUUCCAACCUGGAGUGAAAGUGAGAGCGAUGGUUCUUCUACUUCUACUUCAUUGGAAAACGAAAAUGAGGAAAAUGAGGGAACACAAUAUUCCGUUCUCGGAUCUACCCCUAUUCAACGUCCAAAUUUUCCUGGAAAACCGAUGAUGUUCUUUAGGAAUAGAAAGGAUGAGAUUGUUGGCAUCUAUCGAUGUCUACUUUACACGAAAGAGGCACCUCCAAGGACGUUUGAAGAUCUGCUGGAUCGAGUGAAUCUGCUCAGAAAGAGUCGAUUUUGGGCGAUUCUGCUCUAUUCUGGUGGCAAGUUCGCUGGCGGAAUUUUUGAUGAGUGUGUGGAGAUAGACAAGGAGGUUGUCCACAAGACCCUUCAUCGCUACACCGUUCGUGCGAAACAGGGCGGCGGGCAAUCACUACGCGACGCCACUAUGGGUGGACUAAGUGGACACAAAUCAGCUGGCUCUAAUCUCCGUCGUCAUGGCGAGAUGGCUAUUAGGGCAGAUAUUUCUCACCUCCUUCACGUAAAAUGGCGGUCCUACCUCCAAGCGUGCCAGUUUAUCCUCACCUGGACACCCAAGGUGCAUCGCGCCAUCUUCUACACUCCGCCCUCCUCCUCUACACCAUCCACUACUGAACUGCAGGAAAUUGAGGAGACUAACGAUGCGAAGGAAAGGGAGAAGGCAGAAGGCGAUGGCAGUGGGCACGUAGAUCUGGCAGCGGAUCCACUUGCUGCAGAGGCAGUGGCAUCUCGAAUGGGAGUGGUUGUGGGUGAUCCAAGAUUACGACGCCUGCCCUGUAGGGCGAAGAAUAUUACUUAUACACAUGUAAAGGAGCUACAGUCGGACCUUUCGCGUUUUCGAGUGUUUGAGCACUACGCCGAUCUCGAUCUCAUAAGUCUCUCCGAGAGGCGUCAAAUUGAACAAGGCGAAGAGACCAUUUUUGAAUCUCGCAGCGGUCGUCUAUUUCGUGGAUGUCUCGCUGAUCUACCAAUUAAAUCAUCAAGUCAAGACUCACCACCACCGCCCCUUUCCUCCCCCACUGUCACCUCUCCUUCCUCUCUUGAGCCCACUACUAAGGCAGCAGCUGUUCCGCCCUCAAAACAAAGAGCACGAAGGAAGCGGAGGAAGGACAAUCGCCAAAAGGAACAGGAUAGAGUCUCUCCUCUUUCCCCCUCCUCUUCACCUUCGCCUAACAAAUCGCUGUCUUCCAGCGGCGCUGAAGAUGCUGUCAAGCGAGCUGAUGAGUGGUUGGCGACUAAAUCUGCCCCGGUUCGACAAUCCUUAUCAACUUCAGAUCUUGCGGCACUUUGCAACACCUACAGUGACUGGCAUCGCUCCUUACAGUUGGCCACGGCAGUGGGCGAUGUGGAACGACUGACGGAGUUGUUAUUGUCGCCGCCGGCGAGUGGGUCUGUGAGAGGGAGUUCGCCUUCCAAUGUGUUGGUUGAGGUGGAAAUUUCCCAGAUUCUGACGGUCGUUGCAACCACUGGCGAUGCCGAGGUGUCCUCCUCGGGGAUGGAACCCUGGCCCGAGGAUGAGGCGACAGUGCAGCAUCUGCUGAAUUACCGCUUCCCCGAUGGACGAAGCCUUCUCCACUUGGCUGUCGAAUUGCAGGGUGAUCCGGAGGUUGUUCGGAUCCUACUGAUGGCUGGUUGUAGACCCGAAGGAAGAGAUAACAACGGAAUGACACCCUACUUUCUGGCCAAGCAAAUUGGUAAAAAGAAGUUGCUGACAUGUUUCAAAUCCUUCCGCCAAGAUCAUCCGGAUCGCUAUGACUACGAGAAAGCAGGCAUCCCAUUAAACGUGGCUGAAAGCACCUCCGCAAAUGCACCUCGUCAGCAAAGGAAGAAUAAUCAGAUUGCCUCGGCGACCGGGGGUGAUGCUGCUCGAAAGCUGGAUCAUAUAUCCAUGCGUGAAAAGUGCGCCUCGGCUGCAGAAAAACGCGCUUUACUGGCACAGCAGAGAGGGAAACCGCAAGUGUAUCGUACCUGCGACCAGUGUUCUAUGGACAUGACUGGAAAGCAGCCCUUCUCGUAUCUCACUUUUGUCUUCUGUUCUUCGGAGUGUCUUCGGAACCACCGGUUGAAGAAUCUCAGGUAG
This is a messenger RNA of Echinococcus granulosus, 2406 nucleotides long. RefSeq names its product Ankyrin repeat and zinc finger domain-containing protein. Gene Ontology annotation, molecular function: protein binding. The transcript is spliced from 13 exons. The coding region runs from base 1 to 2406 and encodes 801 amino acids. The record is from RefSeq and is a predicted model, not a curated record. NCBI's taxonomy places the organism in Eukaryota, Metazoa, Platyhelminthes, Cestoda, Cyclophyllidea, Taeniidae.